Molecule: messenger RNA, 1000 nt
Organism: Eutrema salsugineum
Lineage: Eukaryota; Viridiplantae; Streptophyta; Magnoliopsida; Brassicales; Brassicaceae
Product: ras-related protein RABD2b
Exons: 8
Coding region: 166-774 (202 amino acids)
Molecular function (GO): GTP binding; GTPase activity
Source: RefSeq, a predicted model, not a curated record
UAAAAGAAAAUAAAUAACAAAAACAAUCACCGUAUUAGGUCUCUCUCUCUCUCUCUCUCGUUUUUGUUCCGACAACGAUCGCUGAAACUAUCGCCGGAUAUUCCGUUCAUCGCCAGAUUCUCUCGUUGAUACUAUUGGAGAUCGAUCUAGCAUACGAGAUUAGCCAUGAAUCCUGAAUAUGAUUAUCUGUUCAAGCUUUUGCUUAUCGGUGAUUCUGGUGUGGGAAAAUCGUGCUUGCUUCUAAGAUUUGCUGAUGAUUCGUACCUGGAUAGCUACAUCAGUACCAUUGGUGUUGACUUUAAAAUCCGAACAGUCGAACAGGAUGGAAAGACAAUCAAACUCCAGAUUUGGGACACAGCAGGUCAAGAACGUUUCAGGACAAUCACUAGCAGCUACUACAGAGGAGCUCAUGGAAUCAUUGUUACUUACGAUGUCACGGACCAAGAGAGCUUCAACAACGUCAAACAAUGGCUGAAUGAAAUCGACCGCUACGCCAGUGAGAAUGUGAACAAGCUACUGGUUGGGAACAAAAACGAUCUCACAUCACAGAAAGUUGUAUCCACUGAGACAGCUAAGGCUUUCGCAGAUGAACUCGGGAUCCCUUUCUUGGAAACAAGUGCUAAAAAUGCAACGAACGUCGAAGAAGCUUUCAUGGCUAUGACUGCUGCAAUUAAGACCAGAAUGGCUAGCCAACCAGCUGGAGGUGCCAAGCCACCGACGGUCCAGAUUCGCGGACAGCCAGUGAACCAGCAAUCAGGCUGUUGCUCCUCUUGAUUCCAUUAGUCUCCAAUUCUCUUUGGGUCAUCACACCAUUAUAAUCAUCAUUUGUUUGCAUUGCAUGUAUGACUUCUCCAAUUGGCUGCUACCGCUUUGGAUCCUUCUUUUUCUUUCAUUUUAUAGUUUUGCAAUUCUUUUUCUGAUGUAUUUCGAAGUUUGAAACCCAUAAAUUUCUUAGUAAAAGGUCCUUUAUGCUAAUGAAGCAAAUAUGUCUUUUCUAAUU